This is a messenger RNA of Fulmarus glacialis (Northern fulmar), 1763 nucleotides long. It is a transcript of the gene ERGIC1, whose product is annotated as endoplasmic reticulum-golgi intermediate compartment (ERGIC) 1. The record is from RefSeq and is a predicted model, not a curated record. Gene Ontology annotation, cellular component: endoplasmic reticulum; Golgi membrane; COPII-coated ER to Golgi transport vesicle. Bases 1 to 912 code for a protein of 303 amino acids. NCBI's taxonomy places the organism in Eukaryota, Metazoa, Chordata, Aves, Procellariiformes, Procellariidae. The transcript is spliced from 11 exons. Gene Ontology annotation, biological process: retrograde vesicle-mediated transport, Golgi to endoplasmic reticulum; endoplasmic reticulum to Golgi vesicle-mediated transport.
AUGGCGGUGAUAGCAGGGAUGCUUCUUCCAAAGGUGGUAGUAGCGGUAGUACGAGGAAAGUUUGACAUCUACAGGAAGGUGCCAAAAGACCUUACACAGCCAACCUACACAGGGGCUAUUAUCUCUGUCUGCUGCUGUCUGUUCAUACUGUUUCUCUUCCUGUCUGAGCUCACCGGAUUCAUAGCCACUGAAAUAGUUAAUGAGCUCUACGUGGAUGACCCAGACAAAGACAGUGGAGGUAAAAUAGAAGUGAAUCUUAACAUCAGUUUGCCAAACCUGCAUUGUGAAUUAGUUGGACUAGACAUCCAAGAUGAAAUGGGAAGGCACGAAGUGGGUCAUAUUGACAACUCAAUGAAGAUACCUCUCAAUAAUGGGGAUGGCUGCAGGUUUGAGGGCCAUUUCAGCAUCAACAAGGUCCCUGGUAACUUUCACGUGUCAACGCACAGUGCCACUGCGCAGCCUCAGAAUCCUGACAUGACUCACAUCAUCCACAAGCUCUCAUUUGGGGACAAGUUACAGGUCCAUAACGUUCAUGGAGCAUUCAAUGCCUUGGAGGGAGCAGACAAACUCAGCUCAAAUCCUCUUGCAUCUCAUGAUUACAUAUUGAAGAUAGUCCCGACGGUGUACGAAGACAUGAGCGGCAAGCAGCGAUACUCAUACCAAUAUACUGUAGCAAAUAAGGAGUAUGUAGCCUACAGUCACACUGGCCGUAUUAUCCCAGCUAUCUGGUUUCGUUACGAUUUGAGUCCCAUCACAGUGAAAUACACAGAGAGGCGACAGCCUUUGUACAGGUUUAUCACAUCGAUAUGCGCCAUCAUUGGCGGAACAUUUACUGUAGCUGGGAUCCUCGACUCCUGCAUUUUCACAGCAUCAGAGGCCUGGAAGAAGAUCCAGCUGGGGAAAAUGCAGUAGCGGUGAAACUCUACCCUAGUCUCCAAGGACAGGAGCAAAGAUUGAGAAAUCUACCACUACCUGUUUUUGUCUUUAUUUUCUAUUUGAUUGAAUCAGUAAGUUUUUCUCUAAAUCAGGCUGUUCAGUGAAGACGUCUUCAACAAAUCAAAGAAAUCUCCAUGCAUUUCAGAGCUCUGAGAGUGAAAAAUCAAUGGAAUCAGGGCGUGGAUUUCAAUUCUCUCCCCCCAGAAAGAGAGGUUGAAAUGCCAUAUAUGAAAUACACCGUCAGAUCUAUGUAAGGAUGACAGUCUGUUCUCUGGGGGGUUCCUAAGGCAGUGUACAAACUAGGUAGUAGAUUGCAAAGAGUUGAGCUGUCUUGUGGCACUUUUUGGAAUUCUGUUGGGUUUGCAUGAUUAGACAAUCGACUUUUGUAUAAGGCAAAAUUAUACAUUAGGAAGAAAUUCCACCCGUGGUGCCAAAAAGGUGAUGUAUCUGUUGGAGAGGAAUGGAAAGUGUUAGUCCCCGUAGCAAACUUUAGAGACAGAGGGCAGAAAUAACAUCAAAAAAUGUUUUGUGCUUUUAUUGAAAGCUCUUUUGUUCAGAUAUGACCUUUCUAAUGAAAUGUGCAAACGAGAAGAGGAAGCCUUCCCGCAGCUACUUUUUCCUGGGUAAUCUGUGAUCCAGGCAGUGGAGGGCCUUUCUUUUACUCUGGAUGUAAAAGUGGUUUCAUUUCUUCCCAGAAACUGAAUAUCCAGUCUUGUGUUUACAGGUGGCAUGAAGUAAAAACCAAACUGAACAACACAGUUUUAUGUGGCCUUUGCUUUGAAAGGGAAUAGUUGUCUUUACAGCAUUAGCUUUUAUUCUUUCUUACG